AUGCCAAAACCACACCAAAUCCACCCUAGCACUCACUUGCAGGAUAUACUUUCGGCACGCCGAGUGCGAGCGAAAACCAUCUCGUCAUCCAUAGCUCCGAGCGCACCAUCGACCCCAACAAAGGAGGUUCGCGAAGAAACACCCCCAGAGCAUAUGCCUGUACUUCGUUCCCGACGCCACAUGCGCAGGAGUGCGGGGCGGCCUAGAUUGGAGGCUGCUGGUGAGGCUAUUCUGUCUGAGUACCGUCGAGAUCAAAUUCGACGCGCCCAGCGAACUUAUAGGUUGAAGAAAGAAGCCACACUGGAGAAGGCCAAGGAACAUGCGGCAAAUCUGGAAGAUAGGCUUAACAGAACCGCUGCGGCAAUUGAUGAGUAUAAAGCUUCAAUUCCGCCAGACCUAAGAAAUAGUCACCCCGCGCUUUUGGGCCACCUAGAUUGCAUGGCCGACCUUACGAACUUAGAUUGUGAGCCUGUAACACAACUCGCGCCACAAGGAAGCAAUCGUUAUAGUUUUACCUCUGAAAAGCAUAUUCUACCAUCCCAGCAAAAUGCGAUGUCUAAUGGCCAACUAGCCGCCGGUACAAGUGGCUUGGAUUGUGAUUGUCUUGACGGUUAUCGAAUCAAGAAGUCAACGGAGCUUUUAGCAACCCAUUCAAGGGAAAGAGCUCAAAAUAGCUCUUUAAUUGACGACUCAGAACGAGAAUCGACUAGCCCUGUCCGCAUAUAUGAUAUAACACAAAUGCAGGACAAAAACGCUCCCUACACGUAUUCAUUCCAAGAAACAGAGUUUCACCGGAGGCUGCAACGAUACUGUCUCGAAUACGCCUUUCGCUUAUUCUCCGACUCAUGUUCUAACCCACUUGAUGUUUACAGAGUUUUCAGAUUGGUCCCAUGCAUUCAGGAUAGAACUAAAAUGUACCCUCUCUUUCGAAAACUCGUGACCUCAGGUAUAAAAGAUGCGUUAGAGAUAUCAAAUCUCCCGUUUUACUCCAUCGGUGGCGCGGGGACGCAUUACCCAAAGAUGGAUGUUUUGGGAAACCCUGUCUAUCCGGCAAAUUCGAGAACCCCAAAACGGAUCCUGGGACUCUUCGGGAAACCUGGGGCAAUGAAGGAGCAUGACCAAGAAAAUGACUAUCAGAAGCUUUUAGAGGUCUAUGGAUAUGCCGGCGAGUGGUUUGAUUGUCGAGAUGUGGAAGGCUAUCUGCGAGAACAAGGGGUAGAUUUAGAAGAUUCUGCUUCAUUUCCUCCCGUGCAGUGCCAUCAGGCCUGUCAGGAAAUACAGGUGUCUGAGGCCCACGGGGAGUAUAGUUUAAAUGCACCUUGUGACGAUAUCGUGACAUUGCCUGAACCAUCCAAAAGCUGCAUCAUCGACAUCGAACAGUUCCUUAGCCGGUUGCUACACGGAGUUGUUAUCCUUGGCCGGGCGCCGGCCUUCAGAAGGACGGACGUUACGAAUGCUUUCAAGUCCGCAUUGAGGGUGCAGAUACGCUGGUUAGACAAUGAAUUCCUACAUUCCAUGGUCUAG
Talaromyces marneffei is the source of this 1524-nucleotide messenger RNA. RefSeq lists its product as uncharacterized. NCBI's taxonomy places the organism in Eukaryota, Fungi, Ascomycota, Eurotiomycetes, Eurotiales, Trichocomaceae. The record is from RefSeq and is a predicted model, not a curated record. The transcript has 5 exons. The coding region runs from base 1 to 1524 and encodes 507 amino acids.